Schistosoma turkestanicum is the source of this 4170-nucleotide messenger RNA. The record is from the annotation of a GenBank genome assembly. Lineage: Eukaryota; Metazoa; Platyhelminthes; Trematoda; Strigeidida; Schistosomatidae.
AUGGUAUUCAUACACAUAGAACAAGCUUUUAUUAAUUCACUGAAUAAACUCUAUGAAAAAGAUGACGAGAAAAAUCAAAAUGAAUCUCAAGCAAUAUUCCCGAUAAAAUAUCAUAAUAAUAAAUCAACAAUUCUACCAAUGAUACAUAAUGAUGAAAUAACCAGUAUGGAUUGUUUCUAUUAUUUAUGGAAUCUUUUCAAUGUAACACCAUUGGAUUCUGAUAAUUUCUCUAUUGGACGCGUUGUCAUGGAUAAAUAUUGUUUAUUUCAAUAUUUUAGUCAAGAAAAAUGUUGUUAUAUUUGGUUUACAAAACAUCCACCUAAUAUUGACAAUCGAAGUAUCAAUUCAUUAAUAUUCUUCUUAGAAUCAUUUAUUGAAUAUAUAUUGUUUCAAUCAAAUUUAGAAAUUCAUUAUAUGGAAUCAUUAUCUUGUUUAAUACUGUUAUCAUGGUGGAAUAUUUCAUUUGGUCAUUUAAAAUCUUAUCAAAUUAUUGCCUAUGAAUUAUAUCAUGUAUGGAUUCGUUUAAUGCCACGAUUAGUUGAAAAUGCAUCAUUGAUUAUUGAACAAUUUUGUAAUUAUCCGGAACAUUUAAAUUUGUUUAUCAUAAAUCUGUUACGUAUUUACGUAGAUCAUCAUCAUCAUCAUCAUAGUUUACACAAAGAAACUAUAUCGCAGUUGUCUUCUAAAGAUCCUGCUUCUCAAAUGACUGGUAUUCAUGCAUCGGUAAAUAUGCAUAGUUUAAGUGAAAUUUAUUGUAAAUCUAUUGAACAAUUGAAUAUGAAAAAUCUUCCCGUUACAGAUACAUCAAAUUGUACUCAAUCGAUCAGUACUGUUUGUUUAGCAAUUAUUGAGAUUUUAAAAAAACUUAUACGCUUAGGUUUAGCUAAUUGUUUAAAACAAAAUCCUGAUUUACCUAUUAUAUCAUAUGCUGAUGAACAAAUUAUUGAACGUUUUAAUAUGACACGAAAUUAUUUACUUGUUCGAGCUUCACGUUUAUUAGCUUAUGAAUUAGAGUCUAGUGUGAAUGGUACUUAUUUACCGAAACAAUUCACAUGUUUAGUACAUUUGACUGCACCGAAAUAUUUAAUUCCUGAAUUGUUAAAUAUUACGCUACAUAAAUCUGAAAAAUUAUCUACUAGUAGAAAUCCUCAUAUUGAUUUGAUUUCUUGGAUAUUAGAACAAAAUCUUAAUGUUACUGAUUAUGCAUUCUGGUGUAUUACGUAUAUUGAUGUGAAAGAUAUUGAAAUAACAAAUUAUUUAUUGUCUCGUUUAAUUCCUCAUGCUAAACUCUUAGCCAAAGAUCAUUUAUUCUGUUAUUCACUUAUAUUACAUCUUGAUCGUGUUCGAAAAGCUACACUACCAGAGAAUGAACAUAUUAAGCUUCUUCGUGCUGUAUUUGAACACUUGUCAUUAUCAAGUAAAUGUGAUCUAUUACAGUCGCUUCAAUCAUCAUUGACAAAUUCUAAUCGUGCAACACCAUUACCAAAUUCAACUGGUCACUUUCAAACACGUAUACGUCAAUUAUUUAAUCGUUUAGUUGUUUCUAAUGUUGAUUCUAACGCCAAUGACGUUGAUGAUGAUGAUGAUGAUGAUGAUAAUAAGAAAAGUCAACAAAUGGUAAAUUUUUUCAAUAAAGAUUUUCUUUUAGAUUGUGAAUUAUUGUUAUUCACAAAUCCUGUACGAUUUUUAGUUGAAUUAAUUUGUUUACCGGUCAAUCGUAAAUGUCCUCAUUCAUUGAUUGCAGUUCAUCAACUUCUUGAUCAAUUACUAUAUGUAUUAGAAGUUCCUGUUAGUUUUUUCGCUGGAACAAAAUCCCAUCAACCUGAAGUAAACAAUGUUGAUGAUUGUACUACUACUACUACUACUACUACAGUAUCAGCAUCAGAGCAACAAUUUGUGCAUAGUACAAUUUUUCAAGAAUUAAUUUUAAUUGAUUGGUCAAAUCGUAAAUCAUAUUUAGACAUUACAUUAUUUGGUCAUGAAGAUCCAUAUGAUGAAGGCAAUAGUGGAACUGUAUUGAAUGUGUUCAACGCACAUUUCCAACGCAAAGAGGAAAUCAAUAAGAAUGAUUUAUUAAACAAUAAUAAUAAUAAUAAUAAUAAUAAUAAUAAUAAUAAUAACAGCAAUAAACUAUGUCAAUUUAAUAUGCCUGAAGAAGCAUGGUCAAGUUAUAAUUUAUCAGGAAAUCCUAUAUUGAAUACCAUCAUUUAUUUAUUUAAAAAGCCAAAUUGUUUCAUUCAAAUAAACAAUAUUAUGAAAUAUUUCCUCAUACUUGUAGAAAACACUAUCGCAAAUAAAUUCUCUUCUCAUAUUGAUCAUUUAACGCCUACAACUCACGCUACUACUACUUCUACUUCUGCUACUCCUCCUUCUUCUCUUCACAGUGUACACAUUCGAUUAUUUAUUCAUGUAUUAUUUUUAUUAAUGAAAGAUAAAUCUAUCCACAAAUUGUUACAUAAAAUUAAUUUCAAUGAAUUCAUUGAACAAAUUAUUCAUCUGUUCAAUAUUUUAUUUUUAAAUUCAUUCAACAAUAUUCAUCAUGAUAAUUCAACCAAUCAAAAUAAUCAAUCGAAUAGUAAACCAAUCAUUGCAGUGAAUAAUAUCAAUUAUCAAUAUUUAAUUUCAAAUGAAGUAGACAUUAUGUUGUUUGAGUUGAUUCAAUGUUCAAUUGAACAAUUCUACCAUUGUUAUUGUCUAGUCUCAACUAAUGAUGAGCAGCUAUCAUCAUCAUCAUCAGCCAUCAUCAUAGAUGUUGAACAUGAGAAAGUCAGUGAUGACCGACUUUCUCAACAAUUAUCAUCACUAAAUAAUAUUUUUCUACAUUUAAAUACAUUAAAACAACUUAUUCUAAAUUCAAUGUAUACAUCGAAUUGGUAUAAACAAAGAUUCAGUUUAUUGAAAUCUAUGAAUCAAUUGGAUGAGAAUAUGAAACAGACGGAUAAUGAGAAUUUGAAAAAUAUUAAUGAAUUAAAAGAUCGAAUAUUAGAUUUAUCAAUUGAAUUGAAUAAUGAACAGUGGAAUGCAUUGAAAUAUUUCAUGGAUAUUGAUAUGUUUUAUGAAAAUACUAACAUACAAUUUAAAACCAAUUCCAUGCUUCCAUUGCCAAUCGAUCAAACAAAAGACAAUAAUAAUAAUAAUUCAUUGUCACAGUCAACUACUACUACAUCACCUAACCAACAAGAUCAAUUUUUGAUAUCACCACGUUUAUUAUAUUUAAUAUUUCAACUAGCUACUGUUUGUAAUAAAUUAUGCAGUGAAAUAUUAAAGUCAAUGAUUAAUCAAUCAUUCAAAUCAAAUCAUCAUCAGUCAUGGAAUAAUUGCAUAUCGAAAAUUAGUUCUGGUCAUUUAAUAAUUGCUGUUCAAUUGUUUCUCCGAAAAACUGCUAAAUCAAAACAAUUGAAAUGUUGGGAGAGAUUAUACUUUCUGUUGGGUCAAUUACUCAAACUUGGUGUAUUAGUUUAUCCUAUACCGACUUUAUUAAGUUUCAAUCAAGAAAAAAAUGAUCAUACACUUUCAAGAUUAUUUUAUUUAUUCGAUUGGAGUAAACUUUGUGGUUCAUUCGAUCUGUUCACAUUCACAUCAGAUCUAUUCAAUUUAUGGUGUAUGUCAUUAGAAAUGCAAUCGGAUCAAUUGUUGAAUCCUCCACAAUUGACCAAUCAUCACUCGAGUGCUGCUAACAAUGACAAUAUAAAUAAUCGACAUACUGAGUUGUACAUACUUUGUCAUUCAUUAUCUGAUUUAAUUUCAUCCUUAUCUUCAGUGAUUUCUUUACAUUCUCAUAAAAAUGUUAAUAACAUUUGUAAUACUGAUAAUGAUAACGAUAAUACUAAUAAUAAUAGUAAUCUUAAUCCUUGUAAUGCUGAUGAUGAUGAUGAUGUAAUCGUUUCCUCAUUAAAAACUAAACAAUUUAUACAGUAUAGUAGACAAUUAGCUAUAAAUUUACUUGAUCAAUUAUCGAAUCGUUUGUCAAAUCAUCAUCAACAACAACUCAUCUCUAAUUUUCUAAUCAAUUCAACUUCUUCACCAAUGAAUAGUUCCAAUGCAUGGAAUCGUUUGGAACAGACAAUUUUAUUAGCAAAACAAGAAUUAAAUCGAGAUUAAAAGGAAGGAAUGGUGUAUAUGUUUAUGUAUGUAUAUAUGAUGCUUAGUUUUUAUUUUUGUAAUUAUUGA